AUGGCUUUGGCGUUUCUCAGCAUUCCAAGGCAUGAACUUGGCCCGCCGACGCCAUCAUCCAGCAGUGGGAAUCGAAGAGGCACUUUCAGAGAGGCAAGGGCCUGGCCACAUGAAGCCGCCUGGGCUGCAGCUGCAGCUCAAAUUUGGGCCUGCCGUGGGUUGCGUGACAAAGGCAGAGCACGAAGAAGGACUUUACAAUGGGCAGGCACUGCUUUAUCACUGGAACGUGGCAUCGCUGGAAAGCUCAAGCGAGAGAGACUCAAGGUCGACGAGGACUUGUUUGAUCAGCUGAACGAGCUGGCCGCCAAGGGUCACGUGAGCAGUGCUCGAGAAAUUUUUGAGCAGCUUAUGGCUUACGCUGAGCAAGACGAAGAAGGCCGCAAGCGCCGCGGGCCCACAAAGGAGGUGCCCACGACCAUGGUGUACAACACGAUGCUCAAAGCUUCAGCGAAUGCAGGGGACGUGGAGGGUGCCAAUGAGAUGGCAGCUCUCAUGCGUGCGGAGGGCUUGUUCAUGAAUGAAAAGUUCUAUGGCAAAAUGAUGGAGGCUGCGGCCAAAGCAGGUGAUAUUGCCAUGGCCACCAAAUGGUUUGAGGAGAGCCAGGCGGCUAAAAUGCCACCCAACUAUGUACACUUCUUUUGCGUGGUCGACGCACACGUCAAGGCAGGUGAGCUGGAACAGGCCAGACAAUGGCUAGCGAGGACGCGAGCGGCAGGCAUACCUUUGCAGACCAACAUGUUCAAUCUGUUGAUCUUGGCAUUUGCUUCCAGGGGCCAAACCCAGGAAGCUACUGGUUUGCUGCGGGAGAUGCUGCAAGAAGGGCUGGAUCCCGACGUUUCGUCCUUUGCUGCCUUGGCAGUGGCUGCUGCACAGGACGGAGAUGAUGCAGGGGCAGAACGAAUGAUGAUGAAAGCCAAAGAGCAGAAGCUGGAAUGGAAUGCCCAGGCGACGCAAGUGGCCUUUGCACGACUGGCAGCAGUGAGCGACUCCGCAGAACGUGCAGAGGGUUGGUUGCGGAAGAUGCAGGACAGCGGAUUGACGCCGGGUUUGGAGAACUUCACCGUGAUCGUGGAUGCCUACGCAAAGGAGGGCCAAGUGGACAAGGUCGUUGCCCUCAUGGAGGAAAUGGUGGCUGCCGAUGUACAGCCAUCGGUGGUGACCUACAGCAGUGCCAUGUAUGCAUGCAUAAAGGCAGGACGAUUGGAUCAAGCUGAGGUCAUGCUAUCGCAGAUGAUGGACCUGGGUUUGAACCCUGAUGGCGUUGCUUAUGGCACCAUCAUGACAGCCUAUGCCAAGGCCGGGGAACCUCAGGGCGCCAUAAACAUCGCAGAGCAGAUGAAGGCCAGCGGUAUCCCAGUGACUGUGCGCGAGCACAACAGCAUCUUGGAGGCCUUGGUGAAAGCUGGGAAGCCCAAUGACGCUGCGCGCUAUCUCAUGCAGAUGCCGAAAAUGGUCGACCACGCCUCGCGGUACAAGUGGAAGAGGGGCAGCAGUGACCCUGAUGUGUACUCCUACGCCAUUGUUAUGGGAGCGCUUGCAUCAGCCGGGCGAACCAGUUCAGUAGACUCCUUGCACCAGGCUAUGCAAAUCGCUGGUGUUGAAGCCACACCAGUGCUGCAUGACGCCAUCAUGAGAGGCUACCUUUCAGCGAAGAGGCCAAGAGAAGCCUCCAGGUGGCUACAAGAGGCUGAUCAGUCAGGCCUGGUCUUGAACGCAAAGAUCAUUUGCUGCGCCAUGGAGGUUUGCCUACACAAUCGGCAAGCUGACGAGGCCCUCCGGUGGCUUCAGCGUGGAGAGGAGGCUGGCGUCGAAGUACCCACAGCAGGUGUGGGAGGAGUGCUCUUCCAUGUCACUGCCGUUGAGGCUUGCGCCAAGGCGGGCGAUGUGGAUCGUGGCCUGGAUUGGCUUCAGAGAGCCGAGACCGCGGGGCUGAACUCCGAGCAGAAGCUUCUGAAGGAGGAGACCCGCAGUGUACCUUUGCGCCCAGCCUACCUUAACCUGAUGAAGGCCUUCCUUGGGCGGCAGAUGGAUGUUGUCUUCGGCGUGCUCAAAUCCUUGGAGGAUGUCGAAGGGCAAAUGGACUUGAUGGCUCGGGUUGAGCUGCUUCAGCUGUUAGCAAGUAGAGGAAGACGAGAGGACGCCUUGAAGAUGUUGGAGAGAGUGAAGAAGGAAAGGGCUGAGAAGGAAUUGCUCCUGGUCUACAGCCGCGCCAUAUCUGCUUGCACCAAGGCUGCGAAUGUGGAUGAAGCCAUUUUCUGGUUCGAUGAAAUGCGCAGGUCGGGUGUGCAGCCCGACAAAGUGGCAUGGAACAGCAUCAUCAAUGCCUGUGCCAGGAAUGGCCGCCCAGCAGAAGCUGAGAUGUGGCUGGGUGAGAUGGAGGCAUCCGAAAUGCAGCCAGAUGUGGUCUCCUACAAUACUGUGAUCAAUGUUUGCGCUCACAAUGAUCGGCCUGAAGAGGUGUCUCGGCAGUUGCCUUGCACGCUCGUGUCUUAUAAUAGUGCGAUCACGGCAUGUGCUCGAGCAUCUCAGUGGCAUCGUGCCAUUCUUCUCCUCCAAUCCUUUCAAUCAGAGACUUCCGCAGAUAUCAUCUCAUACAACGCGGCCAUCCAUUCCUGCGAAGAGCCUGGGAUGUGGGAAGUUGCUUUGGACUUGUGGGAACAGCUUGGAGACAUGUCUCUCCAAAAGAACGCAGUUACAUUUGGAUCCAUGAUCAGCACCUGUGCAAAGGCCUCCCAAUGGGAGCUUGCCCUAGAUGUUUUAGAGCGUCAAUCAUCUAGAGGAGCUUCUAGCUUGAUCAGUUGCAAUGCUGCCCUCACAGCGCUUGAGAGGAGUCAGCAAUGGUCGUUGGCACUGCAGCUUCUUGUGGAUUUCCCGUUGACACCUGACAUCAUUUCGUUUAACUCAGCCAUUAGUGCCUGCGGAAAAGCCGGCCAGACCAUGUUUUUCAGACGCUUGCUCUUCAGGCUGCGGCGGCUCUCUUUGCAAGAGAACCUGGUGACCUACAACGCCAUCAUCAAUGGAUUUGCAGUUUCUUCCCGCUGGCAAGAAGCCCUUGAUGCUUUGCAGACCACAAGUAGAGCGCUUGAGACUGACCUUGUAAGCUUUCAUUCCGCCAGCGCUGCUUGUGUGGCUUCUUCAGCAUGGCAACGAGCACUGCGACUAAUGGAGAUGGCUAAAGAUGUCCGGCUACGCUUGGACCGUGUCUCUUACACACUGGCGAUCAACGCCUACGAAAAGGCAAAUCAAUGGCAGGAAGCUGUGCAUUUGCUCCGGAGCUUUCAGAAAGCAGCAGACAUCAUGUUCUACAAUGCUGCGAUAAAUGCAUGUGCAGACCAGUGGCAGCAGGGUGUUCUUGUUUUGAGCCAAUUGAAUGAAGACCAGAUCCGGGCAAACGCAGUCACGUACGGUGCUCUUCUCAGUGCAUGCAGGAAUGGAAGGGCAUGGAUACCCGCCUUGCGCCUUUUGUCCGAACUAUUCCAGUUGAAGCUGGAAACAAACUCAGUUGUUUUCAAUGCGACAAUCAAUGCCUGUGGGAGGGCAGAGCAGUGGACGCAUGCCCUGGAAGUCAUGAGCAUCAUGGAGCAGGAGCAGAUCCAACCAGAUUUGAUCACCUAUGACACAAUCAUUGCAGCUACUGCCAGCUGUGCUUGUAGAGAAGAGGCCCUGUUGCUUUUGAGUCAAUCUCAGUCACUGCGAACGCCUCUGGAAGCGCUCUGGGUCUUGGCGACGGUGGGUUCCAAUGAUGUGGAGGUGAUUUGUGCAUCCUUCAGAGAGACCUUGACUUUGGACCUCGAAGUAGCCAACGUGGUGCAGCUCCUUUGGUGUAUGGCACGCCUGGGCAUCAACCAGCAGAGACUCGAAAGGUCCCUGUGCCAACGAUUUCUGGAAAACCUGCAAAGUUGUUCCUUGGAGCAGCUGCUCCUGGUCGCCGUCGCGGUGGAGCGGAGGCCUGACAUCACCACCUUCGAUCGAUUACAGCAAGCAGCGGAAGAAAGGUCCGAGGCUCUACAGCCAAAGGACAUGGCCUUUCAGCUCAAGGGCAUUUCCCUACUGGGGUUUGUGUCCUCCUGCCAGCGUGCUGGCCUCUUGCGUCAGCACUUGAAAGUAUCGAUCCACCGGAGUCUCCUUGACUUCGGACGCACCAUGGAUUCCAUCGACGCGGAAGGACCCUCUCUUCCAGUGCAAGAUGUGGAGGUUUUGGAGAAAACCAAGAACUUGCCUUGUUUCGCCGGUGACUAUGGAGAUCGCGUGGUCUUGUUCAAGCCAGGGGGCUGGGAGGUCUACGGUGCUCACCACCCACGCCAGCUGUCAGAGUUUCUGCGGUCGUAUGGCGAUCGGCCAAUCCUCGCAGAUGAGAAUCACAACUUGGGUUUUUUGCAUCGUUUGGAUGUUCCCAGUUCAGGACUAAUAAUGUUUGCGAAGACCUAUGAAGCUUUCUAUGAUCUUCAAGUGCAAUUGCAUGUGGGAGAGUUUCUUCGUGACUACAUGGUUUUGGCUCAUGGCUUGCUACCAAUAUCCUCAAGGCAGAUCCAAGCACACUUGCUCAGCAGCAAAGGUCCCAGUAUUCCCGGCGGUCGUGGGAAAUGGAGCUGUACGAAUCUGGAGUGCUUGGGCCAUGCUCAACAGAAAGCGCGGACGUUCUCAGAGCUGCUGUUGCGCAUAGUUACUGGGAGGAAGCAUCAAAUCCGAAGCGUUUUGUCCUAUGUUGGUCAUCCAAGCGUGCGGGAUGGGUUGUACACGAACGAGGAGACCUUCCUGGAAGAUGGGCAAGAGCUUGGUUGCUCUCAGAAUUGGUUGCACAGACACCGACUUAUUUUCCUUGAUCGAGUAGGAGGUAGGCAUGACUUGCAGUCUCCUUUACCUUGGGAACUUCAACAGAGCCUGCAGCGUUUGCAGUUCCUUUGGAGAAAAGCAGGAUGCGGCGGAGGCAUUACUGUAGAGUUUAUUUGA
Messenger RNA from Durusdinium trenchii, 4950 nucleotides. Lineage: Eukaryota; Dinophyceae; Suessiales; Symbiodiniaceae. The record is from the annotation of a GenBank genome assembly.